AUGAUGCCCUUUAAAACUAUAAAGGGGAACGACGGCGUUUGGGUAUUUCAUCAUUCAUACUCAAGCUACCAGUUACUAGACCUCCAGAAGACAUCAUGCUCUUUAAUACCUUCACCCCUAUCUCUCGAGUUUCUUCUACAGGAUGCUCCUGCACGUCGUGCAAGUGCACCAGCUGCACCUGCGGGACCGCCCCUGUUAACGAGGCAGGAUGUGGAAGCACAACCUGCAAUUGCACCAACUGCGCGUGCAAGCCUGAGGAAUGCAAGUGCUAAGUGGACAGAGUAUAGUACCCGCUCUGGACAUCCGAAGGCAUGGCUUGAGGAAUUUUCAUAG
Messenger RNA from Laccaria bicolor S238N-H82, 333 nucleotides. RefSeq lists its product as uncharacterized. The coding region runs from base 1 to 333 and encodes 110 amino acids. The record is from RefSeq and is a predicted model, not a curated record. NCBI's taxonomy places the organism in Eukaryota, Fungi, Basidiomycota, Agaricomycetes, Agaricales, Hydnangiaceae. The transcript has 5 exons.